CGAGCUUCAAUUUCUCGUUGACCCACACUAAAUUAUCGCGCGACACGGUACGGUUUUUUGUCCCUUGAUUUUCUCAUCGAGCAUCAUCUAGAUUCGUUCUACUUUGCUUGGUUAGGUUUUCGGUUGAUGAACCUUUCCUCGAACCGUUAGCACAAUGAGCUUCUCGAAGCUGCCAUCGCGAAGAAAAAAACCGAUUCUCUUAUUGCGAAAAUCGCUUUUGCUUAGUGUUUCAGCGUUUCAGAAAUGAUAAUGAUGGGUUCGAACCAUGAAUUCAAUAACCCUUUUAGUUCAUAGAAUGGUUCAGAAAAUUUCUCAUUGUUUGAACAUUUCGCGGAAAUUAUGUGACCAACCGUUUCACAGUGAUGAAGGGGUUGUUAGAAGCGGUUAUGAAUUGGUUGAGGAGCCUUUGAAGAAAAUGUUUGUAGCUACGUGUGAAAGCGUUGAUUAUGAUAGAAAGCAAAAUUUACAUUUUAGAGAUGGGUUCUUAGAAAGUGUAAGGAUGGAUGUGGAGAGGGUUCUUGAGGUUUUUCAUAAAGAUAGCGUUGAAUUUGAUUUUCGGGUGGCCUUAGAUGAGUUGCGUGUGAGGCCGUCGGGAAUUCUUGUGAGAGAGGUCUUAUAUGGGGUGUUGAGAGAGGUGAACUGUGAAAAUAAGGGCAGGUGUGCUAAAUUGGCGUUUAAGUUUUUCGUGUGGUGUGGUCAGCAGGAGGGUUACUGGCACACUGCCAAUUCGUAUCACUUGGUUAUGAAGAUAUUCGCGGAGUGUGAGGAGUUUAAGGCAAUGUGGAGGCUUGUUGAUGAGAUGAUUGAGAGAGGUUUUCCGGCCACUGCACGGACUUUCAACAUUUUGAUUUGUGCUUGUGGGGAGGCAGGUUUUGCUAGGAAGUUGGUGGUGAAGUUCAUAAAGUCGAAGUCGUUUAACUACCGGCCUUUCAAGCACUCAUAUAACGCGAUUCUCCAUUGUCUUCUCGCUUUGAAGCAGUACAAGUUGAUUGAGUGGGUUUACCGACAGAUGUUGCUUGAGGGUCUUUCCUCGGAUGUAUUAACUUAUAAUAUUGUCAUGUUUGCUAAGUACAGGCUUGGGAAGUUGAAUCAGUUCCACAGGCUGCUUGACGAGAUGGGUAGAAAUGGCCUUUCUCCGGAUUUUCAUACUUAUAACAUUCUUCUUCAUGUUCUUGGUAAAGGAGACAAACCACUUGCUGCUCUUAAUCUUUUAAAUCGCAUGAGAGAAACAGGUACAGAGCCAACUGUUCUUCACUUCACCACGUUGAUAGAUGGACUGAGCAGAGCUGGAAAUUUGGAUGCUUGCAAAUAUUUUUUUGAUGAAAUGAUGAAGAACGGGUGCGUGCCGGAUGUGGUGGCAUACACAGUAAUGAUCACAGGAUAUGUGGUGGCUGGUGAGCUUGAGAAAGCUCAGGAAAUGUUUAAUGAGAUGAUUUUUAGAGGGCAAAUCCCAAACGUAUUUACAUACAAUUCUAUGAUUCGAGGAUUAUGUAUGGCGGGAAAGUUUGAUGAAGCAUGCUCAAUGCUCAAGGAAAUGGAGACCAGAGGUUGUAGUCCAAAUUUUGUUGUCUAUACUACGUUAGUGAGUAGUCUGCGGAAUGCUGGAAAGCUUGCUGAAGCUCAUCAAGUGAUAAGACAGAUGAUGGAGAAGGGGAAGUAUGUCCACCUUCUUUCAAGGUUCAAAGGGAAAGGACAUAAGAGAUAGUCAGAUGGUAGAUUGUCUGGUUGGUGAUAUCAACUCAUGGGGCAUCAAUUUAUUCAUCUGGUUAACUGAGACCAAUUACCUGCUGGUGUAGAAGCUGGAGAAAUAAAAUUUUGAACUAUUAAGAUUGAAAGCAAUUGGAGCAAUGAGUUGUUGUUGGUCACCUGGUUCAUUGGUCAAUUUCCUCAAAUCUGAAGCAGGCGAUAACAGCAUAAAAUUGCGCUAAAUACUAUUGCCAAGAGCUAGAUGUGCAGUAUUUCAUUUUGUUUCUUUCCACACACAUGCUUAAGUUGGUUGCUUUGCUUCUGGCGCUUCAAAGACAGCCAUUUUGUCUGCUCUCUUGUUCCGGAUGAACAUUGAGAAGCGUAUCCUGUUACUGUUUGAUUAUUGUUUGGCUGGCUCAUUUGUUGGCAAGAUAUCAUGUGCUGAGUUAACUGUAACUCAUGAUAGGCAUCUUCUGUCAUCAUCCAGAAUGUAGCGAGCAGUGUGUGCUGAUUCUCAACACCUAGAUGCCAUCCUAGACAUGUAUGAAUCCUAUUGCGGUUUUGCCUAUGCAAUAUGCAGUAUUCACCUUGCAGGACAUGCUCUAUUGGAUGCUAUUUCUGACAUAUCUGAAUGCUAUUGCUUGUGCAGUAUGCUAUAUGCACCUUGCACUACAUGAUCUAUUGCAGAUAGAUACCACCCUCUUUUUUGGCCUCGGAAAAGUAAAAACACUUCCUUCUGUAUAACAAUUUACAAAUAGGAUUGAAGAUACAAAGUGGAAAGCAAUUUUCAAACCUGAUAGUUCUGUCAACCUUAUUAGUGCAAGCUUUAACUUUGAAACCUAUGCAGUUGUUUUUGUUGUACGCCAACUUCCAUUACCUAUUAUUUGUUUCGAAAUUUCCUAGGUAGAAAUCACAAAUGUGUGAUUUUUGUAUACGCAUUCUUCUGCUAACCUAAUGAGAUUGGAAGCUGAGAAACAGUCCAAUGAUCCCUAAUGAUGACUUUUAUGUAAUUGCAUACUUCAUGAUAU
Messenger RNA from Gastrolobium bilobum, 2714 nucleotides. Its product is annotated as pentatricopeptide repeat-containing protein At3g60050-like. Gene Ontology annotation, molecular function: protein binding. NCBI's taxonomy places the organism in Eukaryota, Viridiplantae, Streptophyta, Magnoliopsida, Fabales, Fabaceae. The transcript has 2 exons. The coding region runs from base 266 to 1705 and encodes 479 amino acids. The record is from RefSeq and is a predicted model, not a curated record.